AGGCUAAGUGACCUUGUGCAAACAUUUUAGUUUUGUGCUUUAUCAUUUUUAAAAUAAAAUCAACGUCAGAGUUCAACCUGGGGUCUCGCAGGAACGCCUGACGUCAGCAUGUUGGGAGGCGCCAAGGGGCACCUGUGAACUUAUUAACAGUUUCAUGACAGAGCAUUUCUGUCGUUUCGAAAAAAAUAAGUGAUUCACUUUGAUUCAAUUUGAUUCAAUUCCCUAGUGAUUCACUUUGACCCACUAACUACUGUUGUUACUAAUGUAGCACAGAUACUCAUUUUUCUUUUCCAGACAGUGAAACUCAGGCACAGAAAGGCAAAUUCACCUCUUUCAAUGACUUAUUCCCAUUAUGAGUACAACAAAUGAAGAGAGUACAGGACCAUGACGACAGAAUGAAUAUUCUUCUACUAUAAAAAAAAUAAUAAUCAUGGUCAAGAAUUCCAUGUUUUCCUUCUUUAAAAAGUGCUUUUUAGCUGAAAUUAUAUCAAAAUAUUUUUAUCAGGUUAUCUACUGAACAUCUCAAAAUGAUAAACUUUUUUUCCCUUUGACAGCCAAUAAAUAGAAGGAAAUAGGAGAUAGUUUUGUCACCCAAAGUGUAACUGUUUAUCGUAUCUAUUAAAAACCAACAUUUUCAGAGUUUAUCUUUCUGAUAAAUUGUCUAAUUGCCAAGUUUUAGGAAUCUUUUAACAAAUUACUUGAAAGUUUAUUCUUGAAUUAAGUUAUUUUUUUGCCUCACAAAUUUUGAAGACCAAGGAUAUCUGGCAAUGGGCUGCCAGGCUUUAAGCAUUCCCGUUUAGCUCAGGUUAUUUGAUAUUAUAAUAUGGAUUGAAUUUUUUCUAAUCAUUUAUUAAUAAUUUUUACUGUCACUUAAUUUCCAGUAUUGCCCAUGUGUGUUUGCAGUGUAUAAAUUCCUGUCACAUUUCAAGAAUUUCUCCCAUAAUUGAUACUAACUUAAAAACAGCAUUUUGUGAGAUUUGAUCUACCAUGAUAGAUUUGAUUAUCUUCACAGCUAAAAUGUAUGUGGCAAACUUCUCAAAUUUGUGAAGCAUUCUCUAACAUAAGCUCAAUCUUAAAAUCACUUCUUAAAGAACUUUAGAAGAGUACCAUAUCAGGGUGUCAUUUAUUUAUGGAACUUUAGGAUAGAAGCAUGAUCACACGCCAUGUCAGCUUUUCGAUAUGUUUUUCAACUGGGGUCCUAGGAUAUUCCAAGAGGGCCACAUGGGGAGAUUGUGUAAAUGGGGGAACAUGGCACAAGACGAGGGCGCAAACUGGUAGGACAGACAGACCAUAGGAAGGAAACAAGGUCAGCAGGGACCACAGUCAGGAAAAGAUCAAGAAACAUCUUGUCGAAAUUUCUUUCAAAAGUCCACCCUGGGUAAAGCACCUAGAAUAUUGGUAGGUUUAACCUCCGGAGUCUGACUCUGAAGCAAUCGUCAGUUUUGGAAUUGGUCAUGCUUCUGGCUUUGGCCAACUGUCUCGAUGUUUCCUCACUUCCAAGAUACUUACUAACAUUAGCUUUCUGUCCUAAGAGGAAUUUUGUGUGAAUUUUAGAUACUAUUCUGAGAGCACCUGUAUACUACACUCAGAUAAUAAGUAGAUCCAGAGACAAAAUCGAUGCUUCCUCAAGAGAAGAGCAUCUAAAAUAUUGACUGCCUUGGUUUUCUCAAGGCCAAGGAAGAACAUAAUGAAUCUCAAAAUAUGGUUUGUGCCAUUUUGUUGUUUUCAUAGCUAAAAUGUAUGUGCCAAACUUCUCAGAUUUGUGGCACUUACUGAAUCUUCAGAGUUCAUACAUAUUUGAAUUUUCAGUUAAAAUAUUUUAACUUCUACUCAGUAUUCAAAGUUUACAUAAAGCCCUGAACUUUUAAAAAAUUUUUAAAAGUUUCUGAAUUAACUGCUUAAAAGAUCUGUUUUUUUUUUUUCAGAGAGAUUUAGAUAUUUUCAAAUAAAUUUUUGUUCAGCUCACUAAACCAAAUAGAAAACUUUUCCAUAUCAUCCAGUGGAAUUGUUUUACAUGGUCAAAAGCACAGGUCUGUUUAUAAACCGUCUCCCCUGGGUCUGUUGUACAGUCUCCAUGAACAUGGAGACAUGGAAAAGGUACAUUGUAGAUUAUUCUUAAGAUUCUACCCAAACCACAAUGCAAGUACAUUUAAACACAGUGCAAGUACAAUGUGCUGUUAGAGCGACUGAAAUCUGAGCCCGUUUCAGUUCAAUAAUUCCCAAGUUAUGGUCCAUAUGCUGUGACUUAUCCGACUUUUGAACAAUGGAAAUAUGCCUGGAAACUAAGUUUGGUGUAAGUUGUUUUCUUACCCCUGGCUGAUGAAGAAAAUAAUCAUAUAAAAGUGGAACUCUUUGCAUCUUUGUGUGCUUUUUCAUGUUGAAUUCAUUCCCUCUGCUUUCCUUAUUUGGAGACUCUUCAAUGGAUCAUGUCAUUUAAGUGUCAAAUAUAUUUUUGUACUAGAUUGUGCCUCUAAUAAGUGAAAUCUCUGAUGUAGAUUGUAUGUACUCUGAAAACACUUUUAUAAUUAGACACAGUUGGAGGCUUGGUCUGAUAACAAUGUGAUAAACACCUCUGUGGAUAGUAUACUUAAAAUUGUACUAUUAUUGGGAGAGGUACUCUUAUUGUAGCAUAUAGUGGCUAAAAGAAUUUGAAUAAUUGUUACUAUCAGAUGUCAAAGAAAAUUAGAAUACUUAUUGUCAGAUAUUGAGUCAAUUAUUUAUAAAAUUUGCACUUUCAUGUUUCUCCCAACUUAAAGAACAGUGCACUUCUGAUUUUUAAAAUGCAUUUUAUUUUUAUGUAUGUUUAUGUGCAUACAAAUUCACAUGUGGUUUUUGUGUGUGUAAACGGUCCUAGUUACAUGCAUCAUUGAGGAAAUAGUGGCAAGUUUCAAAUAUUGCCUUGAACCUACAAAGAUAUGCAUAUACACAGUAAUGUGCUGUUUAGUAUUUGAUACAUAAUUUUUUGUUUUAUAGAAAAAAAUCUCAGUCCUCUCAGAGGAAGAGACUUAGAAGUUGGGAAGAAGAAAUCCAGAAAGAGAAAAAGCUGAGGGCGAGCAAGAAAACAAAAAUGUGUUCCUCCCGAAAUGUGAUUAAAAAAAAUUUGAGCACAUUGUAAAUUAACUUUGUGGUGAAAAGGAACAAGAGAACUAAACUUUAUCAACUAGUUGACUGGACAUCAAAUAGAAAUGACACACUUUCAACCCCAGUGAUAUUUGGGUUCCAUUUAAUUUCACCCAAGAGCCACCCUACUCAGCUUGUGGUUCAGUUGGGUUCUAGGGAAAGGCAUAGGAAAGACAUUUUACUUAGGGGAUGAUUACAAUGUAGGUAGCCUAAAUUAAAGAAACAUUGCCUCCGGGAGAGUAUAAACAUUUUAUAGACCAAAGUUAUGCUCCAUCAGUGCAUAUAUCAUGGGGCCACUGAAGAAAUGCUUCUAACUCACUGAUUUCUAAAGGAUACUUCUUAGCUGAGUUAUCAAGAAGAAGGUUGUCUGGUGAAAAUGAUGGCUGGAAGAAUGUCUGAUACUUUGCACUGAUGAGUAAAGGAACAGAGGAGCAGGAGUGGCUGUAUUCCAGCCCAGUGGUUUAGAGUCAAAUGGAAACCAAAAAGUGGGAGUUGAGAUAAAGACAUCCUGCCAAAAUGAUUUCUUCAAAGCCCAGACUUGUCAUACCUUAUGGCCUCAAGACUCUGCUGGAGGGAGUAAGCCGAGCUGUUCUCAAAGUCAACCCGUCAAACAUCAACCAGUUUGCAGCAUGUUAUUUUAAAGAACUUAUUGUGUUUAGAGAAGAGAAUGGGUGUCUGGACAUGAAAGAUCUGAUUAAACUAUUUCAUCAGGUUAAAGUAGAGAAAUGGUCAGAAGGAGCGACACAAGAGAAGAAAACAGAAAGUGUUAAAGAGUCAGAACGAGCACCUUUAAUUUGUGAAGAACCUAAACGGAUGGAAAAAUCUACGGACACAGCAGAGGACAAUAUGUGUGCAACAUCACCUAACAACAAAACUACUCAGUUCCCAUCAUUUCAUGUUCCACUCCAAGAUGAGGAGAAAACUGAAGCAACUUGUGGUCCUUCAAAACCAGCCACCCCUAAGAGUUCCACCCCACCUACAUCACCAUCUCCAGAAUUGGCUUAUGUGCCUGCGGAUCCAGCUCAGUUUGCUGCACAGAUGCUAGCAAUAGCAGCAAGUGAAGCAGGACAACCACCACCAUAUUCUAACAUGUGGACCCUUUAUUGUCUAACUGAUAUGAAUCAACAAAGUCGCCCGUCACCGCCACCUGCACCUGGGCCUUUUCCCCAAGCAACCCUCUAUUUAUCUAAUCCUAAGGAACCACAGUUUCUGCAGCAUCCACCGAAAGUUACUUCUCCAACCUAUGUGAUGAUGGACGACAACAAGAAGACCAAUGCCCCACCUUUUAUUUUAGUAGGCUCCAAUGUUCAGGAAGCUCAGGAUUGGAAAACGCUUCCUGGACAUCCUGUUCCACAGUCGGAAGCCUUGAAGAGAUAUGCUGCAGUACCAGUGCCCAUUGCUGUCCCUGCAGAACAUAAAUUCCAGAAACAUGUCCCUACUCCCCAGAAUGCCAGUCCGCCUACAGGCAGGCAAGAGGGCCCCAGACCACAAAGUCCAGUUUUUCUUUCUGUUGCUUUCCCAGUAGAAGAUGUAGCAAAAAAGGUUUCCCAAAAAGGUACAGGAUCUGGGGAAAAACCUGCCCCCUUUGGAAGUUACGGUAUUGCUGGAGAAAUUACUGUAACUACUGCCCAUGUUCGCAGAACAGAAAGUUAAAAACUGGUAGGUAAAGCUGCCUGCCACAGUACGUGGGUCCUAACCUGAGUUUUCCACAUUUUGAUUUGUUCACCUGGAAAUUGAGAUAUUUUAAAAAAUUAAAUUGAGAUAUGCAAUGA
Molecule: messenger RNA, 4892 nt
Organism: Sorex fumeus (smoky shrew)
Lineage: Eukaryota; Metazoa; Chordata; Mammalia; Eulipotyphla; Soricidae
Gene: CABYR
Product: calcium binding tyrosine phosphorylation regulated
Exons: 5
Coding region: 3637-4773 (378 amino acids)
Biological process (GO): sperm capacitation
Cellular component (GO): cytoplasm; sperm fibrous sheath
Molecular function (GO): calcium ion binding
Source: RefSeq, a predicted model, not a curated record